GCCAAAUAAUCAAACACGUUACUCAAUACUCACGUUUGACACCAUUGCUCAAUAAGGUUCGCGUGAGACAACUGAUGACACAAAAAGGAACCAGAAUCUUUGGUCUCAUGUGCCACCUCGCCUAACCUUUCUUCACUCCUUCAACGCUGAUUUAAGGUUUCACUCACACUCUGAUUGCUAUCUUAAAGUUGCUUCAACUCUCAGUGAUUCUAUAUAUGUGAUUUUUCUGGUAGAUUUCUGAAGUUUCAACCUUGCUCUGGUGGUUUGGAGGAGUUGAUUGUGAACUUUGAAGUAUCAGUAUAAGCCUUGUUUAUACAUCUGGUCCACCAAGGUCCUUUGGUUGUCACCAUAAUGGUUUCGAGGUCGUAUUCUAACUUGUUGGAUCUUACUUCAUGUGGCUCCCCAUCUUUUGGUCGGGAAAGGAAAAGGUUUCCUCGGGUGGCCACUGUUGCUGGUGUUCUGUGUGAGCUAGAUGAUGAUACCAACAGUGCUGGUUCUGAUGCUCCCUCUUCCAUCUCUCAAGAAAGGAUGAUCAUUGUGGGUAAUCAGCUUCCUUUACGAGCUCACAGGAAAGAUAAUGGCACGUGGGACUUCGCCUGGGAUGAGGACUCGCUCCUUUUGCAGUUGAAAGAUGGUCUUGGGGAGGAUGUGGAAGUUAUCUAUAUUGGUUGUCUCAGGGAAGAAAUUGAGCCAAAGGAGCAAGAUGAUGUUGCUCAGUACUUGCUUGACAAUUUCAAAUGUGUGCCCACGUUCCUCCCUCCUGAUCUUUUUAGUAAAUUUUAUCAUGGAUUCUGCAAACAACACCUGUGGCCUUUAUUUCACUACAUGCUUCCGUUAUCACCUGAUCUCGGUGGCCGAUUUGAUAGGUCCCUUUGGCAAGCUUAUGUUUCCGUGAACAAGAUAUUCGCAGACAAAGUGAUGGAAGUCAUUAGCCCCGAUGAUGACUUUGUGUGGGUUCAUGACUACCAUUUGAUGGUUCUCCCCACAUUUUUGAGAAAGAGGUUUAACAGGAUGAGGCUUGGAUUCUUCCUUCAUAGUCCAUUUCCUUCCUCUGAGAUAUAUCGAACACUUCCUGUUAGGGAUGAACUUCUCAGAGCUCUUCUGAACUCUGAUCUUAUUGGGUUUCAUACUUUUGAUUAUGCCAGGCACUUCCUCUCCUGUUGCAGUAGAAUGCUUGGGCUUUCUUACCAGUCCAAGCGUGGCUACAUUGGUAUUGAGUACUAUGGUAGAACUGUUAGUAUUAAGAUUCUUCCUGUUGGCAUUCAUAUUGCACAGCUUCAAUCUGUCAUGAAUCUUCCUGAGACAGAAAGAAAGGUUGCAGAAUUACAUGAUCAGUUCAAAGGACGAACUGUGCUUCUUGGGGUUGAUGACAUGGAUAUCUUCAAAGGAAUCAGCUUAAAACUUUUAGCUAUGGAACAAUUGCUUUUACAACAUCCUGAUAAGAGGGGCGAAGUUGUUCUGGUCCAAAUUGCCAACCCUGCAAGAGGCCGGGGGAAGGAUGUCCAGGAGGUACAAAGUGAAACUUAUGCUACAGCAAAAAGGAUAAAUGAUAAAUUUGGAAGGUCUGGAUACACACCUGUAAUCUUGAUUGAUACACCACUCCAAUUUUAUGAGCGAAUUGCCUAUUAUGUGAUUGCAGAAUGUUGUCUUGUUACAGCAGUGAGAGAUGGGAUGAACCUUAUUCCCUAUGAAUAUAUCAUAUGUAGACAAGGAAAUGAGAAGCUAGAUGAGAUUUUAGGGAUUAACACAUCUACAGAAAAAAAGAGUAUGCUGGUUGUGUCUGAGUUCAUUGGGUGCACCCCAUCACUAAGUGGGGCAAUUCGAGUCAAUCCAUGGAAUAUUGAUGCUGUUUCUGAAGCUAUGGAUACUGCCUUAAUGGUCCCAGAGUCUGAAAAAAAGAUGCGGCAUGAGAAGCAUUAUAGGUAUGUUAGCACUCAUGAUGUUGCAUAUUGGGCACGUAGCUUCUUGCAGGAUCUGGAAAGGGCAUGUAAGGAUCAUCUCAGGAGGAGAUGCUGGGGUAUUGGUUUUGGUUUAGGAUUUCGAGUAAUCGCUGUAGACCCAAAUUUCAGGAAGUUAUCAGUUGAUCAUAUUGUUUCAGCUUAUAAGAGGACCAAGCACAGAGCAAUUCUAUUGGAUUAUGAUAGUACCAUGAUGCAACCUGGAUCAAUCAGCACAGCACCAAAUUCUGAAGCUGUAAGCAUCUUGAACAGCUUGUGCAGGGACACCAAGAAUGUUGUUUACAUAGUCAGUGCAAAGGAGAGAAUGAUUCUUACUGAAUGGUUUUCUUCUUGUGAAACUCUGGGAAUUGGUGCAGAGCAUGGUUUUUUUGUGAGGACAAAUCGAGAUGCAGAAUGGGAAACUUGUGUUUCUGUUCCAGAUUUUGACUGGAAACAGAUUGCUGAGCCAGUAAUGCAGUUAUACAUGGAAACAACCGAUGGCUCUAACAUAGAGGCCAAAGAGAGUGCUCUCGUUUGGAAUUACGAGUACGCUGACCGAGACUUCGGUUCAUGCCAGGCUAAGGAGCUUUUAGAUCAUCUUGAAAGUGUUCUCUCUAAUGAGCCUGUUUCUGUUAAAAGUAGUUCAAACGUUGUGGAAGUUAAACCUCAGGGUGUGAACAAGGGCAUUGUAGCAGAACAUCUUCUCUUAAGGAUGCAACAAAAAGGAGUACUCCCGGAUUUUGUUUUAUGCGUUGGGGACGACAGAUCUGAUGAGGACAUGUUUGAGGUUAUAACAAGUGCAAAAGCCUCACUUUCUCCAGUCGCCGAAGUGUUCCCUUGUGCCGUUGGGCAGAAACCUAGUAAGGCCAAGUAUUACUUGGAAGACCCAAGUGAGAUUCUGAGAAUGCUGCAAGGCCUGUCUAAUGCUUCUGAAAAGUCUGCUAGAAGUUCUUCCCUGUCUUCUCCUUAAGCUUUUUGGUAUCUAGCAUACUUUCUCCAGAGGCUCUAAUCUAUAUUGGGGUGUGCUCUUCAGAUUUCUUGACCAUCUUAAUAUGCAGAAGUUAUCCCAACAUCAUUACCAACUACCAAAUGUAUCUAGGUUUUGUGUUGGCAAGUUGAUAAAGCAUGUAGUGGAGCUAUUGGUUCUAAUCUCUAAUAUCUGCUCUGACCAUUUUAAUGUAAAAUAAAGUGAUUCUUAGCUUGGAAUGAAUUAUGAGAUUGUUAAUGCACUAUAUCAAGUGCAUAUUCGAUAGUGAUAAGGACCAUGCUGGACUAGAGUACAGAUGCUCUUGUAAAAUUUGCAAGCACUUCUGUUUCUUGUGUUAUUCUGUUAGUAAACAAUGCAAGCUCUCUUUGGUUUUACCACCUAUUUGAUAUAGGGUGGCAGCUUCUAAAUUACUGAAUUGAAUAAAACUCAACAUUUGUGUAGUA
Molecule: messenger RNA, 3368 nt
Organism: Lotus japonicus
Lineage: Eukaryota; Viridiplantae; Streptophyta; Magnoliopsida; Fabales; Fabaceae
Product: alpha,alpha-trehalose-phosphate synthase [UDP-forming] 5-like
Exons: 5
Coding region: 352-2907 (851 amino acids)
Biological process (GO): trehalose biosynthetic process
Cellular component (GO): cytosol
Molecular function (GO): catalytic activity
Source: RefSeq, a predicted model, not a curated record